This is a messenger RNA of Entelurus aequoreus (snake pipefish), 5622 nucleotides long. RefSeq lists its product as uncharacterized. Bases 2466 to 3413 code for a protein of 315 amino acids. The record is from RefSeq and is a predicted model, not a curated record. Lineage: Eukaryota; Metazoa; Chordata; Actinopteri; Syngnathiformes; Syngnathidae. The transcript is spliced from 6 exons.
UUAAUAUGUAUUUAAUUUGUGUCAUGGUUUUAUUUGGGGUCAGGUCAACUAGAAGGUCAACAUGUAUUUAAUUUGUGUCCUCAUGGUUUUAUUUGGGGUCAGGUCAACUACAAGGUGAAUAUGUUUAAUUUGUGUCCUCAUGGUUUUAUUUGGGGUCAGGUCAACUAGAAGGUCAACAUGUAUUUAAUCUGUUUCCUCAUGGUUUUAUUUGGGGUCAGGUCAACUACAAGGGCAACAUGUAUUUAAUUUGUGUCCUCAUGGUUUUAUUUGGGGUCAGGUCAACUAGAAGGUCAACAUGUAUUUAAUUUGUGUCCUCAUGGUUUUAUUUGGGGUCAGGUCAACUACAAGGUCAAUAUGUUUAAUUUGUGUCCUCAUGGUUUUAUUUGGGGUCAGGUCAACUACAAGGGCAGCAUGUAUUUAAUUUGUGUCCUCAUGGUUUUAUUUGGGGUCAGGUCAACUAGAAGGUCAACAUGUAUUUAAUUUGUGUCCUCAUGGUUUUAUUUGGGGUCAGGUCAACUACAAGGUCAAAUUGUUUAAUUUGUGUCCUCAUGGUUUUAUUUGGGGUCAGGUCAACUACAAGGGCAGCAUGUAUUUAUUUUGUGUCAUGGUUUUAUAUGGAGUCAGGUCAACUACAAGGUCAAUAUGUAUUUAAUUUGUGUCAUGGUUUUAUUUGGGGUCAGGUCAACUACAAGGUCAACAUGUAUUUAAUUUGUGUCAUGGUUUUAUUUGGGGUCAGGUCAACUACAAGGUCAACAUGUAUUUAAUUUGUGUCAUGGUUUUAUUUGGAGUCAGGUCAACAUGUAUUUAAUUUGUGUCAUGGUUUUAUUUGGGGUCAGGUCAACUACAAGGUCAACAUGUAUUUAAUUUGUGUCAUGGUUUUAUUUGGGGUCAGGUUAAUAUGUAUUUAAUUUGUGUCAUGGUUUUAUUUGGGGUCAGGUCAACUACAAGGUCAACAUGUAUUUAAUUUGUGUCCUCAUGGUUUUAUUUGGGGUCAGGUCAACUACAAGGGCAACAUGUAUUUAAUUUGUGUCCAUGGUUUUAUUUGGGGUCAGGUCAACUACAAGGGCAACAUGUAUUUAAUUUGUGUCCUCGUGGUUUUAUUUGGGGUCAGGUCAACUAGAAGGUCAACAUGUAUUUAAUUUGUGUCCUCAUGGUUUUAUUUGGGGUCAGGUCAACUACAAGGUCAAUAUGUUUAAUUUGUGUCCUCAUGGUUUUAUUUGGGGUCAGGUCAACCACAAGGGCAGCAUGUAUUUAAUUUGUGUCCUCAUGGUUUUAUUUGGGGUCAGGUCAACUACAAGGGCAGCAUGUAUUUAAUUUGUGUCCUCAUGGUUUUAUUUGGGGUCAGGUCAACUACAAGGUGAACAUGUAUUUAAUUUGUCCUCAUGGUUUUGGUCAACUACAAGGUCAGUAUGUAUGUGUUUUGGUCAACUUGUAUGUAUUUUGUGUCCUCAUGGUUUUGGUCAACUACAAGGUUAACAUGUAUGUAUUUUGUGUCCUCAUGGUUUUAUUUGGGGUCAGGUCAACUACAAGGUCAAUAUGUAUUUAAUUUGUGUCCUCAUGGUUUUGGUCAACUACAAGGUCAGUAUGUAUGUGUUUUGGUCAACUUGUGUGUAUUUUGUGUCCUCAUGGUUUUGGUCAACUACAAGGUCAGUAUGUAUGUAUUUUGUGUCAUGUUGUGGUCAACUUGUAUGUAUUUUGUGUCCUCAUGGUUUUGGUCAACUACAAGGUCAAUAUGUAUUUAAUUUGUGUCCUCAUGGUUUUAUUUGGGGUCAGGUCAACUACAAGGUGAACAUGUAUUUAAUUUGUCCUCAUGGUUUUGGUCAACUACAAGGUCAGUAUGUAUGUGUUUUGGUCAACUUGUAUGUAUUUUGUGUCCUCAUGGUUUUGGUCAGCUACAAGGUCAAUAUGUAUUUAAUUUGUGUCCUCAUGGUUUUAUUUGGGGUCAGAUCAACUACAAGGUGAACAUGUAUUUAAUUUGUCCUCAUGGUUUUGGUCAACUACAAGGUCAGUAUGUAUGUGUUUUGGUCAACUUGUAUGUAUUUUGUGUCCUCAUGGUUUUGGUCAGCUACAAGGUCAAUAUGUAUUUAAUUUGUGUCCUCGUGGUUUUAUUUGGGGUCAGGUCAACUACAAGGUGAACAUGUAUUUAAUUUGUCCUCCAUGGUUUUGGUCAACUACAAGGUCAGUAUGUAUGUGUUUUGGUCAAGUUGUAUGUAUUUUGUGUCCUCAUGGUUUUGGUCAACAUGUAUGUAUUUUGUGUCCUCAUGGUUUUAUUUGGGGUCAGGUCAACUACAAGGUCAAUAUGUAUUUAAUUUGUGUCCUCAUGGUUUUAUUUGGGGUCAGGUCAACUACAAGGUCAACAUGUAUUUAAUUUGUCCUCAUGGUUUUAUUUAGGGUCAGGUCAACUACAAGGUGAACAUGUAUUUAAUUUGUCCUCAUGGUUUUGGUCAACUACAAGGUCAGUAUGUAUGUGUUUUGGUCAACUUGUAUGUAUUUUGUGUCCUCAUGGUUUUGGUCAACUACAAGGUCAACAUGUAUUUAAUUUGUGUCCUCAUGGUUUUAUUUGGGGACAGGUCAACUACAAGGUGAACAUGUAUUUAAUUUGUCCUCAUGGUUUUGGUCAACUACAAGGUCAGUAUGUAUGUGUUUUGGUCAACUUGUAUGUAUUUUGUGUCCUCAUGGUUUUGGUCAACUACAAGGUCAAUAUGUAUUUAAUGUGUCCUCAUGGUUUUAUUUGGGGUCAGGUCAACUACAAGGUAAACAUGUAUUUAAUUUGUCCUCAUGGUUUUGGUCAACUACAAGGUCAGUAUGUAUGUGUUUUGGUCAACAUGUAUGUAUUUUGUGUCCUCAUGGUUUUGGUCAACUACAAGGUCAAUAUGUAUUUAAUUUGUGUCCUCAUGGUUUUAUUUGGGGUCAGGUCAACUACAAGGUCAGUAUGUAUGUGUUUUGGUCAACUUGUAUGUAUUUUGUGUCCUCAUGGUUUUGGUCAACUACAAGGUCAACAUGUAUGUAUUUUGUGUCCUCAUGGUUUUAUUUGGGGUCAGGUCAACUACAAGGUGAACAUGUAUUUAAUUUGUCCUCAUGGUUUUGGUCAACUACAAGGUCAGUAUGUAUGUGUUUUGGUCAACUUGUAUGUAUUUUGUGUCCUCAUGGUUUUGGUCAACUACAAGGUCAACAUGUAUUUAAUUUGUGUCCUCAGUUUUAUUUGGGGUCAGGUCAACUACAAGGUGAACAUGUAUUUAAUUUGUCCUCAUGGUUUUGGUCAACUACAAGGUCAGUAUGUAUGUGUUUUGGUCAACUUGUAUGUAUUUUGUGUCCUCAUGGUUUUGGUCAACUACAAGGUCAACAUGUAUGUAUUUUGUGUCCUCAUGGUUUUAUUUGGGGUCAGGUCAACUACAAGGUCAAUAUGUAUUUAAUUUGUGUCCUCAUGGUUUUAUUUAGGGUCAGGUCAACUACAAGGUCAACAUGUAUUUAAUUUGUCCUCAUGGUUUUGGUCAACUACAAGGUCAGUAUGUAUGUGUUUUGGUCAACUUGUAUAUAUUUUGUGUCCUCAUGGUUUUGGUCAACUACAAGGUCAAUAUGUAUUUAAUUUGUGUCCUCAUGGUUUUAUUUGGGGUCAGGUCAACUACAAGGUCAAUAUGUAUUUAAUUUGUGUCCUCAUGGUUUUAUUUGGGGUCAGGUCAACUACAAGGUGAACAUGUAUUUAAUUUGUCCUCAUGGUUUUAUUUGGGGUCAGGUCAACUACAAGGUGAACAUGUAUUUAAUUUGUCCUCAUGGUUUUGGUCAACUACAAGGUCAGUAUGUAUGUGUUUUGGUCAACUCGUAUGUAUUUUGUGUCCUCAUGGUUUUGGUCAACUACAAGGUCAAUAUGUAUUUAAUUUGUGUCCUCAUUUUAUUUGGGGUCAGGUCAACUACAAGGUCAAUAUGUAUUUAAUUUGUGUCCUCAUGGUUUUAUUUGGGGUCAGGUCAACUACAAGGUGAACAUGUAUUUAAUUUGUCCUCAUGGUUUUAUUUGGGGUCAGGUCAACUACAAGGUCAAUAUGUAUUUAAUUUGUGUCCUCAUGGUUUUAUUUGGGGUCAGGUCAACUACAAGGUCAAUAUGUAUUUAAUUUGUGUCCUCAUGGUUUUAUUUGGGGUCAGGUCAACUACAAGGUCAACAUGUAUUUAAUUUGUGUCCUCAUGGUUUUAUUUGGGGUCAGGUCAACUACAAGGUCAAUAUGUAUUUAAUUUGUGUCCUCAUGGUUUUAUUUGGGGUCAGGUUAAUUACAAGGGGAACAUGUAUUUAAUUUGUCCUCAUGGUUUUGGUCAACUACAAGGUCAGUAUGUAUGUAUUUUGUGUCAUGGUUUUGGUCAACGUGAAUGUAUUUUGUGUCCUCAUGGUUUUGGUCAACUACAAGGUCAACAUUAUGUAUUUUGUGUCCUCAUGGUUUUAUUUGGGGUCAGGUCAACUUCAAGGUCAAAAUGUAUUUAAUUUGUCCUCAUGGUUUUGGUCAACUACAAGGUCAGUAUGUAUGUGUUUUGUGUCAUGGUUUUGGUCAAUGUGUAUGUAUUUUGUGUCCUCAUGGUUUUGGUCAACUACAAGGUCAACAUGUAUGUAUUUUGUGUCCUCAUGGUUUUGGUCAACUACAAGGUCAACAUGUAUGUAUUUUGUGUCCUCAUGGUUUUGGUCACCUACAAGGUCAACAUGUAUGUAUUUUGUGUCCUCAUGGUUUUGAUCAACUAAAAGGUCCGUAUGUAUGCAUUUUGUGUCCUCAUGGUUUUGGUCAACAUGUAUGUAUAUGUAUUUUGUGUCAGUUUUGGUCAACUACAAGGUCAACAUGUAUUUGAUUUGUGUCCUCAUGGUCUUGGUCAACUACAAGCUCCUCUUUCACAUAACUCAAUUGUAGGUUCUCUUUUGGUCUCAUCCCAGAAAAGCUGAUGGUCCUCCAUCAGCUGGAUGAGCUUGCGCAUCUUCCUCAGACAUCUCAUCUUCUACUUUGGCCUCCAAACCUUCAACAAGUUGCUCUGAUUUAUAGUUUUGGUUGCUGGGUUGUGUGUUUUGACUCUUCGUGUGCGUCCAGUAUGUCCUUCACAAAGCUAUGGCUGAUUUCAGUAGGUGGUUCUUCAUCCUCAAGAAUAGGUAUUUAGUGUGUAUCCUCAGAACAAGUCUUCAGAAGAUUAGGACCAUUGGGGUCUUGGGGAUUUUCUAACUCCACUGACAGUUGGUCCUCUUGGUCUCCUACGGGCGUGCCUCCGCAAGAGAUCUGCAAUCAACACACCUGCCCGUGAUGAGGGACCAGCCUUCAUAAGCCAGCGUGUCUUAAGAACGUAGCUUCUCGUACCCAGAACACUUCCCGUCGUCCUUCCUCGUCCUCCAGCUGUGUCUCGUCUACCUGGACCCCCUUUGGAUUCCCUCUUUUCUUCCUGGACUUCCACCUCACGCCUGCCCACUGACCACGACGCCUCGCUCCUGUCCUCGACCAUCCACCUGCCCUCUGACGUCCGAGCCUGUGUUUUUCCCCUUUUGGACUUCCGCCUCGAUCUCAACACGCACACUCAACGCCCUCUGGUGACCACGCUCAGAUAAUACUUACACAUAGUCACACUACAUCUCUUUAAGCUAGUCACACACUGCACUCACAUACU